Suillus discolor is the source of this 1762-nucleotide messenger RNA. Its product is annotated as MFS general substrate transporter. Gene Ontology annotation, cellular component: membrane. Gene Ontology annotation, molecular function: sucrose:proton symporter activity. NCBI's taxonomy places the organism in Eukaryota, Fungi, Basidiomycota, Agaricomycetes, Boletales, Suillaceae. The record is from RefSeq and is a predicted model, not a curated record. The coding region runs from base 1 to 1668 and encodes 555 amino acids. The transcript has 13 exons.
AUGAAGUGUAACCGGUCUGAUAAGACUCUUCAGCAUCAUACACGGAUUGACUUCUUGGUUUCAUUAGUAUCCAUGGCUGGCGCCCAAAUCGCGUGGAUGGUGGAGCUAGGAUCAGUUUCCAAUGCUACGGAACAGGUUACUAGCCUGGUCUGGCUAGCUGGGCCUAUCAGCGGUCUUAUUGCACAACCUCUCAUAGGUGCAAUAUCUGAUUCGUCUACGUCGAAGUAUCGGCGGAGAUACUGGGUAGUCUUAUCGACCAGUGCACUUGUUGUCUCAACGCUAGCGUUGGCGUAUUGUCAGAACAUCGCUGGUUUCUUUGUUGACAUCUUUGGUGGAGGUGCUGGUGACUGGGAUCCAGAACGCACGAAGCAGGCUGUAAACGUUGCGAUCAGCAUAGCUGUCUUCGCAUUCUACGUUCUUGAUUUUGCUCUGAACGCUCUCCAAGCAUCUUUGCGAAAUCUUCUCCUGGAUAUCACUCCCCCUGAUCAGCUCAAUGCCGGCAACGCCUGGCAUAGCUGUAUGUGCCAAGCAGGUAAUAUCGUAGGCUACAGGUUUGGUUUCAUCCCUCUUGCGAAGCUGCCCUUCCUGAGCUUCCUUGGUGGCGAUCAGUUCCGAAAGUUAUGUGUUGUCAGCAUGACUAUCCUUGUUGCCACUGUGUGGAUCACUUGCUUCUGUCAUGAGGAGAAAGCUUCCGUAGUAAGGAAGAAUAACAAGAGGCACGGCAAGUUCGGUGAAAUUUUGGAGAAUAUAUACAGUGCGAUGACAACGCUUCCGAGACCUAUCAGAAGGGUAUGUUUUGUGCAGAUCUUUGCUUUCAUGGGAUGGUUCCCAUUAUUGUUCUACUCUACCACAUAUGUUGGUCAAGUGAUGGCCUACGAGACAGGCGAGGAGCCAGACAACAAGUUAGCCACUCGUACCGGUGAAUUCGCAAUGUUGCUAUACAGCAUAGAAGGUGAUGAUGAAGAUGCUCAGAUUGAACACUUCCGCGGUAGACUUCACAUGUGGCGUCAAGAAGGCACUAUAAAACUUCCGAAAAUGCCAUGGCUCCUCCGGGACAUAUGGACAGCAGCGAUGAUCUUGUUCACUUUGCUAACGUUCUCUACAUUCUGGAUAAGCACCGUCAAGCAAGCUACGGUCGCAAUUAGCUUGGUUGGGAUAUGUUGGGCUGUUGCGUGUUGGGUGCCAUUCGCCAUUAUCAUGGAGAUUCUACAUCUACCUGAAGCGACAACUGAGGCCUCCAAGCAAGAUCCUUUACUUGGCCGCUCCACAGAGGUCGAAUCAAAUUCUGAUGCUGAGGGUGAGGUCAGCGAUAGUGAGACCAGGCCAGCAGGAGGCACAAUCCUCGGUGUUACGUCGACUAUCCCUGUAACACUCGGCAUCCAUAACCUUGCCAUCGUGAUACCACAAUUUAUCAUCGCCCUCGUCUCAUCUGUGACAUUCCGUAUCGUAGACGAAACCACCGAUGUCGUCACUCCCUCUCCCGAUCUCGAGCCCGAUCACAACACAUAUAUGGGUAAGAAUGGCGUAGCAUGGGUCCUGCGGUUCGGAGGUUUGUGCAUGCUGAUCGGCGCUACUGCCUGUCGUAUGGUGCCACCCACCAAGACAGAGCAUCAGAUGAGGAGUGGGCUUGCUGUGCUGGAGGAGCUCAAGGCUGAAGAGGAGCCCUGAUGUGAUCUAGUGUGGACAAAUCGUUGUAUCAUACAUUAUAUUUUCAACAGCUGUAUCUCGUAUAUAAGUUUUCUGUGUUCAUGUCUAUCACUUG